Molecule: messenger RNA, 14996 nt
Organism: Cuculus canorus (common cuckoo)
Lineage: Eukaryota; Metazoa; Chordata; Aves; Cuculiformes; Cuculidae
Gene: SSBP2
Product: single stranded DNA binding protein 2
Exons: 17
Coding region: 88-1170 (360 amino acids)
Biological process (GO): positive regulation of transcription by RNA polymerase II
Cellular component (GO): nucleus
Molecular function (GO): protein binding; single-stranded DNA binding
Source: RefSeq, a predicted model, not a curated record
GUGGCGGCGUCUCCAUGGCGACGGGGCUGUUCCCGGGGAGGCUGUGAUGGGUUGACAGGUGCGUGACAGUCGCGGCUCUCGGCAGGCAUGUACGGCAAAGGCAAGAGCAACAGCAGCGUCCCGUCCGACAGCCAGGCCCGCGAGAAAUUAGCACUGUAUGUAUAUGAAUAUCUGCUCCAUGUAGGAGCACAGAAAUCAGCCCAGACGUUUUUGUCAGAGAUAAGAUGGGAAAAAAACAUCACACUGGGGGAACCCCCAGGAUUCUUGCAUUCCUGGUGGUGUGUAUUUUGGGAUCUCUACUGUGCGGCUCCAGAAAGACGAGAAACAUGUGAACAUUCAAGCGAAGCAAAAGCCUUUCACGACUAUAGUGCUGCAGCAGCUCCCAGUCCAGUGCUAGGAAACAUUCCCCCAGGAGAUGGCAUGCCAGUAGGUCCUGUACCACCGGGUUUUUUUCAGCCUUUCAUGUCCCCUCGGUACCCUGGAGGUCCAAGGCCACCUUUAAGAAUACCCAAUCAGGCACUUGGAGGUGUCCCAGGAAGUCAGCCAUUAUUGCCUAGCGGGAUGGAUCCAACGCGGCAGCAAGGGCAUCCAAAUAUGGGCGGGCCAAUGCAGAGAAUGACUCCUCCAAGAGGAAUGGUUCCGUUAGGACCACAGAACUAUGGAGGUGCUAUGAGACCCCCACUGAAUGCUUUAGGUGGCCCGGGGAUGCCUGGAAUGAACAUGGGUCCUGGGGGUGGUAGACCUUGGCCAAACCCAACCAAUGCCAAUUCUAUACCUUAUUCCUCAGCAUCUCCUGGGAACUAUGUAGGUCCUCCAGGAGGUGGAGGGCCACCAGGAACACCUAUCAUGCCUAGUCCUGCAGAUUCAACCAACUCUGGAGACAACAUGUACACUUUAAUGAAUGCAGUGCCACCUGGACCCAACAGACCUAAUUUUCCAAUGGGGCCAGGGUCAGAUGGACCUAUGAGUGGACUGGGUGGAAUGGAUUCCCAUCAUAUGAAUGGAUCAUUAGGCUCAGGAGACAUGGACAGUAUUUCCAAAAACUCUCCCAGUAAUAUGAGCAUGAGUAAUCAGCCUGGCACUCCCAGGGAUGACAGUGAGAUGGGUGGAAACUUCCUAAACCCUUUUCAGAGUGAGAGCUACUCCCCUAGCAUGACAAUGAGUGUGUGAUCCGUUAACAAGUCACGCCAUGAAGACCACAGUGAGUUGGCCCUCUUCAGAGAGCUACUGCAGAAGAAAAUUAUUCAUCCCAGUGUACAGUUUAACAAAAGGAUCUCAGACACAAUCAGACCCACCAUUUUUUUUUCUAUCAUCUCCCUUGUAUUGUCAAGACAGUGGGUCCCAAACAUGAUUGAGGCAACUGUAAAGAGUGGCGUAACAGAACUGCCCAAGAUGGAACUGCAGACAGUUAUCUGUGUUAUGUACAUGUGUGGGUUAAUGUAUAUGUAUGUGUGUGUAAUAUAGAAAUACACACAUACAUAUAUAGACCCACAGGACAUUGUAAAAUCACAUGAAAACUUAAGUAGAAAUGAGAAGUAGGGACUUUUAUUCCAUCUUCUUUUUUUUUCGCGUUUACAUUUUAAUUAUUAAAAUUUGCUUUCCCUCUCUCCUCCUGAACUGUUUUAUGUUGCAUAUAUCACUACUUUAUAAGUUAUUUUUUAAAGGUGAACUCGGAUGAUAAAUUCUUCUGAUUUUGUAAAGGUCUGCCAUUAUAGAUAGGAAUAAAAUUGCUUAUAAGAGCUUUCAUUAACUUGUGUUUGAUACCAGUUACCCUGUGAAUGACAAAUUAUACUGUAUCAAGAAAUAGAAGAAAGCUCAUCUUAAUUUUUUGGAGAAAUUUAAUAAUUUUCACCUAGUUCGGUGAUUUUUUUUCUUUUUAAUACUUUGCCUUUAAAAAAAGAAGCACUGAAGGUUAUUUUUCUUCUUUAAUUGAAGCCUAGUAUCUGCAAUAUCUGUUUUAAAUGGAAGCCUGAAUUUGAUGCAAGCUUCUUAAUUUAUAUAGAGUACUAUAAGGUUACUGCAAGUGAGCUCCAAUUGCUAUAGAAUCUAGCAAUAAAGUGUCAGGGCUGCUUCUGCCCUUGGAAAUGAGUUUUCUAUUUAGCAUGAUCUUCUGUAGGUGUGGUAGUUAGUGGUAAUACGGUGGAAUCCUUAUCACUGAAGCACUCAAAUUUUCUAACAAUUUACUCCUGUUUCCUAUUUUCAGUGAUUCUCAACCAAAUUUUAAGAAUCCCUGGUCCUAAUUAUAAGCAGUAUUUCUCAAGCCCACUCAGAAAAUUGGGUCACCCUGCUGCAUGGGUGUGUAUUGUUCACCAUGCCUACCAAAAUGAAGCCAACCCUUAAACUUCCCAGUAAGCAAUCUUCUUUUUUUGGUUUUUUUUUUUUUUUGGUUUUUUUUUUUGAGCCAAAAUGAUGAACUAAACUUUUUUAUGACUGCUAGUCUUGAGGGGUCUUACCUUUUGCCAUGAACAGAAGAGGAACAAAGGUCUGGGCCAUAUUAUAAGGAGGUCAGCAUAUUAGACAUGAAAGCUGGGGAAAGAAUGGAGAAAAGGCACACGAUCUUAAAAGAAACACUUAUGAAGGCAGUCCCGUGUCUCCUCAGGCAAAGCUCCAAGACCAAGAUUAUGGUACAUUUAGUUCCUAGUGACUUCCAGCUCCCGCAAGAAAACAAAAGUUUUCUGUUGUUUACUGAUGAAAAGGUUGAUGAUCAGCAAUGCCAAUGAAGUGGCUGGAAAAAAAUUAAUGCCACAGGAAAAUAGCGAAGUCCUUUCCUUGGAAUUUGCAUGUAGAAUAGCCACCUACAUAGGAGCAGCAGUUCUGAGAGGUGAUAUGUCCAUGCAGUCUUGCAUGGAGUUUUUUUCACAAACAUACAAUGAAGAAGUUUGUUGUGAUGGUAGCUACAACAGGAUGCAUAAUGAAUACUGCAAUCUCCAAACUUGUUUUAAUUUACAUAUAUUAUAUAUAUAUGAAUAUAUGUAUAAUAUAUGAAAAUAGCAAAAAAUUAGUAGGAAAAUAUAUAAUAACUACUUUCUUUAGUUGUAAGCCUAACCUAGUCAUCAUAUGGUUUUGUGGACCAGUGAUUGUGAAAGUUAUAUUCAUUUGCUUAUCUUUGGAAAACACUUUGUCUCAAAAGAUGCUAGAAGCCCCUGCUAUUGAUUUCAGUUAAAAAACCACAAAAUCAGAUCUAAUUCCUAGCACCUUCACUGUUGUCACUAAUACCAGUGGUUUCAGUGGCUAUGUCCCAGUGCACCCCAGCUUCUCCCAUAAGACUGCAGAGUCCAAAUGUCCUUGCAGCCCACAUAUGACACCUAUAGUAUCCUUGGUAACAUUCUAAGAAGGACUUUAGAACGCUUCUCUGCCCAGUUUCAGUCCAAUGAUGUUGCUGCUACUGGACUAAAAUAGGUGGGUAUAUCUGGGCUAUGCAUCAAAUGACAAAAGUCAUUAAUGCAGCAAGUAAGCGUGCCCUCAAGUGAGCACUUAAACCACUGAGUGCAUCUGGGAUCUGUUGUGUGUCUCCAGGAGAACCCCCUGUACUGUCCCAUGCCGGGCUGGGGCUCCUGCAGGCAGCGUGUCCACUGAGCAUGCGACAGCUGGCUGUGGUGGCAUCACUGAGGGUUUUCUCUGCAUUCGAUUGCUGAAACUUGGUACUGUGACAAGGUUGAGGAAAACUGGGGCUUAGUGUUAACCAGAGACCUGAUUGUUUGGUUUUUUUUUAAAUUUAUUUCUGAAUUUGACAUUAUCUCCAGUAUUUUAGCUGUUAAGAGAAAAGGUCUGACCAUUAAAUUAAAUCUCUGCAAAGAAACUCCUUAAAUGGAACUGCCAAUAUAUACUGAAUAUCAUCAUAAAAUAUGUUGUCCUAAUUUAUGUACAGGACUAUAACAUCCUUUCAGGCACAGAAUUAUCCUCUGUAGGUCUUUAAAAUUCCCUUCAAUACAAUUUUUCUUACUGCCAGUGUGUCUUUCUUCCCCCUUUCCAUGUCUUUUCCAAAACAUUUAUAUCAAAUUUGUUGCAUUGAUCCUGUGGCUUUAGUCUCAGGAAAUACAUUCCUGGCUUCAAAAGGAACAAGAUCAAGCCCUGCUGCUCAUAGCCUGUAUUCUGUGCCCUGAUACUGCAAGUUAACAGUUACGUCCACCAUUUCUCAUACCAACAUAGCCCCAGAAAGUAGUGGCAUAAAAAAUAUGCACACUUGCAAAAUUUUAUAUUUGGAAGAUCUGCUUGAAUACUUACCACAUAUCUUAUUGUUAGAAUUUUAAUUAGAUGUAAGGAAACCUAAUCAUCCUGCCUUCUGUAGGGAAUGCUUAUAUCCUGUGCUUACAUAUAUCAGAAGAGUUUCUUCACACGUGCAUUGGUAAGAUCAGGGGAUAAUAACUAUACAUAGGUUCUGUAGCUGAACCAUUAGGAAAGAGUCUUAUAUGCUAAAUAUUCAGCUUUAAAAUUAUAAGUAUCCCUUUGGGGUUUUUAAAAUAUGCACACAACUUUCUGCUUUGUUCAUUUAUUUUCUUACUUUCACUUUUAAAUCCUUGUAGGACUUUCAUCAUAUCUAGAGUAUUAAAUGUGGAAAGAAAAACUAGUUUCAAGCACUGAUUUUUCACUCCUGCUUCUGUUUCUAAUGCACUAGACAGCAAUGUGUAAUGUAACUACUGCCUAUAUCUGUCCUUGUACAGCAGCAUAAUUGAUGAUGUCAGACUUCUCCAGCUCUGGGAGGAAUUUUAUUUUAAAAGAGGUGCAGGACAGUUUUUCCUCAUCGGUUUUUUAGAAAGAUUUCUCUCUUUAAUACAGAAAUAAGUAGAUCAUGAUUCUAUAAAUUGUUCUCUUAGGCAAGGUUCAAGAAAGUCUUAUUGAAAACAGAAGUGAUGAAAUACUGGAGUAGCAGAAAUAGGGAGUGAUGUCUCUCUCCUACUGUGAGAAAUCAGGCAUAUAUUCUGGACCUGUAGAAAGCAACUGAAGGUGGGAUUCACUUUCCAUUUUUGUAGUGAAACCAGUGUUUUACCAGCUGCAUAAACCCAUGAAGAGCAGUAUUCAUACCCAGAUUUUAUCUCCAUGUCACCCAAAUGUUAUCUUCAUGUCUAAGGCAAGAAUGGGGUUUAUGCUAAGGAAGAAAGCUGAACUAAUCACAAGUAAAGCAUGUGACCUGACAUGUGCAUUAAAAAACCACUUGCAUAUUUGCAUGUAUGGGUGACAUUAUUUUCUUGAUUGCCUGAGCAUAAGGAAGAACUGCAGUUGCACUCUGUGUUCCCUCCUUCCACUGUUGAGUGAGUUUGGUGCAGGUAAGAAAUGUGGCAAUAACCCUGAGUCAAGGCUUUGACACUCUGUGUGCUUCUCAGUGAAAUAAAUGCACCUCUGCUUGACACCAAGGCAUUCCAGAGUAGCAUUUUCCAGGUCAGAGGGUUGUCCAUCCAGCCAGUAGCUGAGGCCACAUUUGCCAUUUUUGAUCUGGAAGCCUCCUGGUUACAGAAACCAGGCCGCCAAUGGGUCAUGUGUUCAGGGAUAAUAAAAACUUUUGGAGUUAGCAGCCUGAUCCCCUUACCAUAAGGUUAAAUGCCCCAUGUCCCAAGAUGUCCAGCUGUUACUUUCCCUUGCAGUGGGAAAUACAUGUGCUAGUUGUUGAUUUUAAAUAAUUGAAAUUAGGAAAAACUGAAUAAAAUCUUACUUCUUUAUGUAUAGACAGCUUCUUGAACUGACUAAAAAUCACUUGGGUUUUCCGCUGUUCUGUGGCUAGCAAACAAGAUACUGCAUGUAAAGAUUGCUCAGAAUUAGAUAGGUAAUUUAAUGAGGACCCAGCUGUUAACAAAAGUCAGUGUUGAACAUUUUAUUCUUUUUUUUCCAUUUACUAGUCAAAAUGGAUUUUCAGCUGAUAAAUGUUGCACUGAUUCUAUUUCUAAGAUCAGUUAAUUAUUUUUAGUAUUAUCUCCUGCUUUUGGUCAUCUUUGAUUCUUCUUGGUGGUGGCUGCUAAAUAUGGACUGGAUUCUUCAAGCUUUGACCCUGCACAUUUGCAUUUGGAGAGUAUAAAAUAGAGCUUAACGAUAUAUAAAUAAGAUCAGUACAGGUAAAUUGCUUUUUCUCUCAUUCACUGUAAGUGAUGGCUCCUGUCCCAAACACGCUUGAUUUUGGUUGGGCCCUGGGGAUGGGAAUCUUGAUGGGAAUUGGAUCUUUCAAAUAAAACCCCAAAACAUCUUUCAACAAUGACAGGUCAUUUCUCUUCAAACUGAUCAUGCUAAGGAUAAUUCAGGAUUUACUGAUACAAAAAAAAAUAUAAAAAUUGAGUGUGCUUAUAGAUAAACGAAUUAGAUUUAAAUUUUAAUGAUUGCAGUUUCCCCUGCAAGCUGCUGCUCAUACAGUUGUCCUGCUUAAACUCUGAGGAAUUCACUCCCAUAAGGUCAUUUUUUGGUAGGAUUUAACCAUCACCUGGGUGAAAUACAUCACUUAUCUGAGAUGUAACAUUACUUGGCAGAUAUAUGAACUAAGUAAAUAGAGCAAAAUGCAGAUGUUCUGUUGAAAUUACAAAAUAAGAUUUCAACCUGAAAAACAACAAAAAAAAAGCCCUUAUCUAAAAUACUGCUUGGAAUGCAUGCAUGCAGAUUGUCUGCCAGCAUUGUUAUCUUGGAAACAAAUUGCAGUAACAAAUUGAGAGAAAAUAAAUGGAUCGUCUGUGUAGCACAUUAAAACUCUGAUUCUGCAAACACUUUCAGAUCUGUUUAAAAUAAAGCCUGGACGUAGUUUUAAAUGGAUUAAAGUAUACAAGUAGUGUCCUUCAGGAAAGCGGGACUGCUAAUAUGCUGAAACCAUGCUUGAGCAUGGACAGUCUAGAAGCUCAAAUUAAGUCUUCCCUAAACAGACAUUAUUUAUAUAGAUGCUUAUAUAUCAGAAAUACUGAUAUACAGAACAGAUACGGCUUUCUUCUGUUUCUUCUUUUAUUAGAGCAUUGUUCACUACCACAUGAGCUAUUUUUGUGAACUUGUCUUUCCAUGUUGUUUUCAAUUGUGUAGCCACAGUGUCCCUCAACAUAGCUAAUGGCUUUGCAGUUUUAGUCCAGACUUCUGUUUGGUCACUGUUCUUCGUUUAAGCUUGAAGUGUGUAAGGAAGCCUCUCAUGUAAUGGGAAAACUUGCCAUAAAAAUUAGUAUAAAGAUUUCUUGGGUACCUGUUUUCACAUUUAAUAAAAAUGCAGUUUUCAAUUAUAAUUUGAAAUGGUCACUUUCUAGCCACUAUUUAAUAUCGAUGUGCAAAAGAAAUUGAGAAAACAAAUUACCUUUUUUAAAUUCAGCAUCAUAAAUAUUUGCUGAAAUAAAUGGUUUUGGGGAAAUUGGAUCAAAACAAGAUUUACAGCCUAGUUCCUCUGAAUAAUAAAGCUGGACUUUCUGUUGAAAGCUCCUUCCACAUCCCCAAAAGUGGAUUGCCUAACAUCUGAUGUGAUGACUUUGUAAACACCUAAUUCACAAAUAGCCAUUUUGUUUGUCUAUUCUGUGUUUUCAGUGUAUCUCACAGAUGAUUCAGGUUGCCCCUUAGCUGUGCAGGGUUCUGUAGUUGUAUCUCUCAGAAGAGUAAAAAAGUGGUCAAGCAGGCUUGUUCACAGGGCCUGGUAAUUAGGACUGGAUAGUAUGUCCACCAGAUGUGCACAGCUGUGCACUUCAAAACAAGGUAUUCGUACGCUACCUCGCUGUUCUCUUGAGAAUUUUGCUAAGGGAAAAGUCUGGCAGUUUAGCACCAGUUUUCACAGAGAAUCAGCACAAAAAAAUGGGGAUUUUAAAAGGUGGUGCAUUUUCUCAGUACCCUGGGUGUACUAGGAAAUAGACCAUACAAUUUAGAAGUUUGGUCUGCUAUGGAGGUAUAUACAGUUCCUCAGAUUAGGAGGGAACUACAACAAUAACCAUGACCAAACCUGUAUUUGUCUCUAUACAAUGAAUCAUCAGUAAUUGCUUUUGAUACAAAGAUUUAUUGCUAUGGAACAAAUGCUCCAAUCCUUGAGGAGCCAAAUUAUCAACUGGAUGAACUGGAUAUUUGUACUCUUUUUUCCUGUCAUUUAACCUUCUUGUUCUCUCUCAUUUGGAUUUUCGCAUUAAAUAUGCCAUGCCAGAUCUUUGUACAACAAUAAGAACAAUUUGCCCAUUAAACAUACAGAAAGUUGUUCACAUCUGUAACUAAAGCCCUACUAUAGAGAGUUUAUUUCAUUAGAGGCAUUGAGCUUAACAACAAAUAAGGAGUGGCACUGCAAUAUUCUGAGAAAAUUAGCAUCUCACAGAAUCACACAUCAGGCGAGAUGAUUUCUAACAAUGACAUAAAAUGCCUUUAAACAAAAGCUGAUAUUUGCCAUGCACUUUGGAGGAAAAAUAAAAUCUAAACCAUUUUUAAUUUGAGUAGAAUUUACUAAAGCUAUAACUCGCUAGGAGAGUUUGAUAACAAGCUUAUUAGCAGUCAAACUGGUUGCUAGUAUUCCUUAGCUGCUCUCUUUUUUUAAUGCAGAGGUACAUCUUGCAGAGUCUGUAAUCCCCAGCAGAGAAGUCGGGUGCCUUGGUCUGGGCAGGUGGUGAGCCAGGAACUGCAAUAUCCACAGGCCACACUUUUUGUUACAGAGGAGCAGAGUGCAGGUGCCCUUCCAGCAGAUGUGAAGACCCAUCUCCAACAGGAGUACCAAAUGUGUCAAACAGCUUAGUAGAAAAGAAAAGCAGUGUUUGUUAAAGUGUCCUCUAUAACAUAAAGUUCUAAAGUAGGUAUAAGCUGUUCCCUGUUCUAUUUUCAUUUUUCUGAUUAACUCCCUAGUUUUUAUUUGGUUUACAUGUACAUUAAUGGUUAAGGACGAGAAUACAAGUUGCUAAACUAGGGCUGAAAUAUGGAAGAGUGGCACGAGUGAAGUGAAAGCUGGAGUUUUCUGUCAUUAGAGAAUAAAGUACUUUCAUUUUUCCAGGCCAAAAAGCAUCCAUACAAUAAACUUGUUUAGCCUUGUAGUGGCUAUUUGAGAAGUGUGAAUCAAAACGCUGUAUAUGCUUAGAGACCAAUUUUGAAGGCUUUUUUUUGUGGCAAGUAUCCCCCUGCAAAAAUGUUGCAGUGCAUCUGUUUUGUGCAUGUUUGCCUAAAACCACAGAAACAACUUACUUUCUUUUAUGGAUUGCUGUACAUGUGUCUGGCAAACACUUUUUUCUGGUGGGGAGAGGAGGAAAAUUUGAUAGCUGGUGGGUUAGUAUAUUUAUGUGAAUUACUUAAAGCUUUGGUAAACUAUUGUCAACUUUGUUCACAUUGCACAAGAUACCCUGUGUAGUCUACUGCUGGCAUGAUAACCUCAGUGAUCCAUGCAUAUUCUGUAAAUUCCUGUAGGUUUUGUGUAAGAAGCCUUGUCACCAUUGCUUACUACUGUAGAUUCUUGUUUUGGAGCAAGAGGUGGCUUUUGAUUGUACAGCCAUGUGUAUUAUAUACUGCAACAGUACUUGUUCUGUCAUCAAAACUUGCUGUUCACAUAUAGUUAAAGCUUUGUUAAGCACGCUUAGUGGUUUCAGAGUUUAUUUCAAACAGCAGAUAUAUAAGCCAUUACAGGAGUAUUAAAUAUAAUGUAAGAGAGUUCAAUAUGGUUCAUAUCUGGUUUUGAGAGCUUGGGGUUGGAUUUUCAUGGACAACAGGCAGCUGCAGGUUAGCACAUUUCAUGGCUCUGUGCCAGGCAUGUAGUAUAUGCUUUCCAGCUACAGGUGCCUGCAAGCCUGGGAGAUCAGACUCUGUGCAGGAACAAGAGGGAGAGUCUCUCCUACUGCUGUCCACCAGCCAAGGCACCUAUGGGACCUCAGCAGACUCUUGUGGAGAGACCCGCCAGCCUGCAGGCUUCCUUGCACUAUGUGAGCAAAGACAUACUAGCUUUUCCUCUGGUGUCUCUUUUUUUUUUCCCCAAAACCUUUUGCAUUGGUGUGCCAGGGCAUAACCCCAUUUUUAAGAGUAUACAGGAGGGUAGGGAACUGCUGGCUCUAUAUUGUGUCCUCACCUCCAGCUACCACAGGCUAUACGUGAGGCAGUGUUUUAAGGGGAACUUAGUUAUUUGUCUGUUAAUCAAGGUAGAAAAAUAAUCUGAAUUCUUGGACUCUGGAUUCCUUCUUAUUACUGUUUUAUGUUACAACAAAGACCUUAACAUAUGUGUGUUUUCUUUGCUGAUUUCUGACAUCAGAAAUUCAAGUCCUGUCUAGACUGCAAGACAAUGAUGGGAAAGCUGGGAAAGUUGAAGGGGAUUCUUAGUUGAGUUAUUUUUACAUUCUGUUGUAUUUGGUUUUGAUAGUUUAAAUGACUAGGGUAAUCUUUUGAAAAAAAGGCAGUCUUUGUUAGUGACUUUGCACCUUCACCCUUUCACAUAAGACUUCAAGUACUUGGAAUGAAUGUUCUUCACACUUCCUAGCCAAUCUGUAGAUAAAUUCAUUAUAUUUCUAAGGUCAAAAAAUAUUCCUACAGAUUCCUUCAGCCCUUUACAGAGGAAAACAGAGCCAUCCCAAUCCCACGAUCCUAAGUAUUUGCAGGUCACAUUUAAACAAUUAGGCAGUUGUUUUUUAGACAAAGAAUGACUUUCAUAAAUGAAAUUCUUGUUCAAACUCCAGUUGCUGGAAGUAAAGAAAAUCUCAGUUAUUUUCCAAACUAGCAAGAAUUUGGUUUGUCAAUUCAAACUAGAAAGGUUUGUCAAGAUAAAUAUCGAUGUAGAAAGUACAUACAAAACUUGAUAGUGCCUCUGACCUUAAGCAUUAAUAUUGAUCACAUUGAGGGUCUCAUGAAUUUUCUGUAUUUCAGAACAGCUAUAUUACUGCUCAGCGUGUGCUUCAUCUUCAUUAUCAACAUCUACCGCAAAUAAACAAUCCACAGCAUUAUAAAUAUGUGGGCAUGCCUGUGUGCUGUGUAAGGAUGAGUAACCAUGCCAACGGCAAACUUCACCACACCAUGUGUGUAACUUCUAAAAGCAGCCCCUGGGAUCAUUCCAGAAAGGCAGUAGUUUGUGUAGAUGAGAGGUUCAAAAUGCUGUCUGACAGCGAUGCCUUUCCAAAUGGUUUAGGGUCUUGCUUUGGGGGACCAUAUCUGUCCCAGAUGCAGCCAUUGGAAGGAGUUUUACCACAGAUACAUCUUUAUUUGAAGCUGUUAAACUGUGUCAGAAAACAGACCUGUCCCUGAAGGGUUCCCUUCUUUCAAAAUUCUUUUUAAAAUACACAGCCAUUUUCCACAACUGCAGAAGUGCUGAGGGCUCAGUAGUGUUGGUUGGUUUGUACCAAAACACAACCCUCUACGCGUUCUUAUAUUGAGAGGGCCUCCCCUUUGAGGGUGCCAUUGACCGCCAGUGUAGCACAGCUCCAGGAAUCCAGCGCUCAAAGAAGCCACCUUUUCUAAGUACUAAACAAGGGAAACAAGGUCAUAAAAUCAAGCCGCACUGUUCUGUCUUCUAAAAGUCCUUUGCAAGACUGUGGAGUUUGGAAGUACAUGGAUUGCAUGGGUCACUAAGCUCAAAGCAUAUCUGAGUUGGAGCCUCGGACAAGGCUAUUACAGACUGUUUUGGUAAUAUAAUGGUAAUAAUGUACCACCACAUCAGACUUGUUUCCACUCCACACUGUGGCCUGAUUCAUUCUGCACUAACUUUAGCUGCCUAAAAGUUACCAGCCUAGGUCUCUUCUGAAAGUUGGAGGAGGGACAGAAGAGGUGGUGCCUAUUAAGAUUGUAUUAUCGGAUCAUUUGCUUUCUCCAGUUACGAUUCAUGUGUGCUUUUAAGGGCCUACAAUUAGAUGGGGUGGAUCCAAGCGUUUAUACUUCGCUUCACAUCCCUGUACACAAAACUGCAUUUUUUUGAGCCCAGUAUGGGCAAGAAUAACGCAGCUCCUAAAAACCUGCAUGAGUGGCUUCCAGAUGAGUUUCUGAAUCCUUCAAUAUCAAACAUGAGAUUUCUGCCCACAGUUGCUAUUUUCUUCAUCUUUACUUCCUUUUUUAUAAACAGAUGUAACUUGAACUAACUUGUUUAAAUGUUUCUAGAAGGUUCACACCUGCCUAGAAAUCCUCACCUUUAUCUGUUAAGUGGGCUCUCUCUUUGCCUGCUCCAGUUCAUUCCUUGAAAGCAGCACAUGAAGGAACCAUUGCAUAGAUCAAUAGCACAUGCUAGUUUUAAAUGCAGCUGUGAGAUUCUAAGAUAGAUAUUAAUGUUGAUGGGGUGGCUAAAGAUUGCUUUGCUGGGAGCUUGAAGGAAUAAAUCUAGGAGCUUCUCGUUUAGGAUUGUGACAAUACAUGCAGCAAAGGCGGUUUUGGGCAGGGGGCGGGGGUGGGUGGGUGUAAAAUUCUGGUAAAUGAUUUUGCAUGCUGGCUUGGAGAUGAGGAAAGUAUGCAGUUCCAGAUAGACCAGAUCUUUGCAGACAGCAUUACUGUUGAUAAGCAAAGCUUAUUUUUAUCAAGUUCCACCUCAGGCUUGCACCAUGCACCUACCUUAUUUUAGUUCAACAUGAUAUCCUUCUUCACUAUCUUUCAGUACAAAACCAUAACAGCAGUUCUAUCAGUUCUUGUUGUGAGAUGAGUAACAGCUGAAGUUUAAAAAUGUGAAUGCUGUAACUUGCACAUCUUCACCUUCAUGAAGUGUCCACCUGUCCUGAAACAGCAUCUGCCUCCAAAGUUGUUGUACAACUUCAUCACACAACAGUGUGUGUAAUUCUUUUUUUGAGUUUAAGAGGAGUGGUAUUGAUAUAUUUUCUUUAUUUUCCAAAUUGUGGGUCAUUCAGUGUUGAAAAUUAUAUGCAUCUUAUGUAGCUAUGAAUAGAAAAAUGGAGAGGUUGUUUUUUUUUUUUACGAAAUGCUAGUACAAUCCCUGCUCUGCUGUUCAAUAUUUUGAGUGCCAACCUUAAACAAAAUGUUGUCUUCACAAAUCAUCUUAGCCCCAUCUCUGCAUGAAAGUGGGAAUGGAUUUCCAAUUGCUGUUUCUGGGUUCUUAGUGAGUUCUGGGCCAAAGGUAAAGCAGUUGCAGCAGGAAAGAUUCCUGUGGCAGCCACUUACUGACAACUUCUCAGAUGCAUAAAGCAUUCUGUCUGUCAUCUGACACUCUUCCAGUUUUCCCAGUGGAUCACCAUGUUCUUGAAUAUCUUGAUGGGUAUUGUCAGCCAGUGGAGAAAAGGCAGACAAGCUCACCACCCAGGAAGGGUAGAAAUGUAGCAGGUAAGGAGCUGUCUUCUCCAGCAAUCAUUUAUUUUUAGUGAUUAUCUUUCAGUUAACAUUUGUAUCUUCAGUUAUUAUUUUACCAUUCAGUAUCUCCAGGUGAUAUGAGCAAAAGUAUUUGAUUAUAUGUAACUUACAAGAAAUAUAGGCUUGUAUUGUGCCUUUGUAAUUCUCUUCAGCUUCAGUAUUUUAAGCUACAAGCAGACAAAACUUCUUCCCUCUUUUGGGGUGUUCUUUACUACAUAGUAGCUGAUGGCUUCAUUAAUACUGGCUAUUUGAGUCUUCUGGGGCUAAGAUUUAAUGUUUUCCUGUGUGGAAAUGCCAUAGUAUUCUCACCAGACAUGAGCACAAUGACAUACCACUGCAGUGCAUGCUGUCGUAGCUUCCCUCUGUACCUGCUUGCAUGCUGGAAAUGCAGAAAUGCUGCUGUAUAAAUUGCUACAUUGUUUACCCAAUACACAUGUUUUUCUGCAUCCCUAUUUUGGUCGAAACUCCCAUUAACUUGAAAGUUAGCGAUGGCUGAAAGGGGGUUUUGGAGGCUCGAAGGAUGCAGGGAACAACUCUUCAGUAGUUUACAGGCUGCUGUAAAUUAAUGUCUUCUCAGCAAAGAAAUGUAGCAUUUUAGCAGUAACUUCCUAGUGAAAACACUGAGCGUGCUUAUCACUUAAGAUUUUAAGGAAAACAGUGUCCGACUGUGUAAUUGUAUCUCAUCUAAUUGUGACUCUUAACCAGUAAUAUUCAGUGAGGUGUGAACCUCCAUUUUAUCUACGUUUGAUCAUGAUACACCAACUAAGGCAGAACUGAAAGGUGAACAGCCAUGUUUUAGUAUCACAGCUACACAAGAAAUCACAAUUUUCAGGAGGUUCUGUUUUGAUUUUGUUUCUUUCUCUCUAACACAUUUCCACCGCGGAAGUAUUUUUCUAUAUAGUUACCUGAAGCUUUCUGUCACCAACCAAAAUAGUCUGUAGCCUUCUGCACUGUGAAAGGCAAGCCCUGUGGAGAAAUAUGGGCUUUGUGCUUGCCCAGCAAAUUAGCAGAAAUUUCAUCCAAGCCAUAAAAGCCUCUUAUGUUAUUCUGUGUUUAUGUAAUUAAAGAAAUUGGGGAUAGGAUCUUCAAGAGUAACGGGGUCUCUUUCUCCUCCGUUUUACUCUCUUUCUGUAUUUCAUAGAGAUUUAGGAGUUCGUUCUUUUUUUUUUUUUCCAAGCUCAGCUGUAUCUCUUUAAACAGUGCAGUCUAAGCACCAUGUGAGAUUCAGCUUAUGGGGAUAGCAUUGGAGCUAUGAAAGAUUUACUUUUGGUAGCAAGGAGUAACACGUGUCCCUGUGGGCACGAACACUUGCGAAAAAGUCUGAUACCGAGAAUAAGAAAAAAAUGAGAUGGUACCAGUACAUCAGAGUCUGUACUACCGUGGGUUUUUAAGCUUUUGUCAUUUGUACUUUAUUUUGCGGGAGAGGAGUUGGGGAAUCUCGGAUCACUUGGGGAAUUUUAGAAGUAUAUCACUCAACAAUCAUUUUAUAAAGUCUAGCUUCAAAAUGCACUAUGAUUUAUUACAAAAAUAUAUUUUCUUCUGUUUGCCGACAUGGUUGUUCCAUUUUGUGAUAAGUUAAACUAAGCAGUUAAUUUGUUGCACUGCCUAGCUGCAUGAAUUCAUCCAGUGUACAUAUGUACCUGUGCAGCAUUACUUUUGGUUUUGUAUUUGAAUUUGCAGUAUUGAUUAUUAUUUUUGUAUUUUACUUUGCCUCUGUUAUUGGAAUUGUAGUAAACAUAAUUUAUACAUAUGAUUUUACAACUGUUUUGCAACUGAAAAGUCUUCUUUAAAUUGUAAAGUUUUAUUGAUGGAUACUCAUUAAAAUGGUAUAAGAAUUA